Molecule: messenger RNA, 1266 nt
Organism: Oncorhynchus mykiss (rainbow trout)
Lineage: Eukaryota; Metazoa; Chordata; Actinopteri; Salmoniformes; Salmonidae
Product: 1-acylglycerol-3-phosphate O-acyltransferase ABHD5
Biological process (GO): positive regulation of triglyceride catabolic process; lipid homeostasis; negative regulation of triglyceride storage
Cellular component (GO): mitochondrion; lipid droplet
Molecular function (GO): carboxylic ester hydrolase activity; lysophosphatidic acid acyltransferase activity
Source: RefSeq, a predicted model, not a curated record
ACCAAUUACCACUCCUACUUAGUUUCUCUGCAUGGAUGACAGACGAUCACCACAGUUCACUGUGAGGAGGAUGGCGGAGGAGCUGCAUCCAGCCGAGCACUGGUACAGGUGUAUCUCCAGUUGGCUUCCAUCUUGGUGCCCCACCUCCCUCUCUCAGCUAAAGGAUGCAGAGGACAAAAUGCUCAAGGCUGUGAAGACCCAAUUCUCCAGGCAAGAUGUCCCGAUAUCCAAUGGCAACUAUGUCUGGACCAUAGCAUUCAACGCCAAAGGAUAUCCCUCACUCCCCCCCCAGCCCCAGUCUAAGCCCCAGCCUCAUCCCUCUUCUCCCCAGCCCUCUCUCCAGCGCUGCCCCCGUCCUCCGCUAGUGCUGCUCCAUGGGUUUGGGGGUGGUGUGGGUCUGUGGGCUCAGAACCUGGACUCUUUGUGUGGCAGUGGAGCCGUGUAUGCCCUGGAUCUGCUGGGGUUCGGUCGUAGCAGCAGGCCCCUGUUCAGCGUGGACCCCAAGGGGGCAGAGGAGCAGUUCAUAGGGGCCCUGGAGGAGUGGAGAGACAGGGUGGGCCUGGAGGAAAUGAUCCUGCUGGGACACAACCUGGGAGGAUACCUGGCUGCUGCUUACACACUUAAACACCCACACAGGGUGAAACACCUGAUCCUGGUGGAGCCAUGGGGGUUCCCGGCCCGCCCAGAGAGCAUGGAUCAGGAGAAGUCUAUCCCAGUGUGGAUCAGAGCCAUGGGGGUCGUCAUGAGUCCCUUCAACCUCCUGGCUACACUAAGACUGGCUGGACCACUGGGUCCGAUGUUGGUCCAGACCAUCAGGUCAGAUUUUAAACAGAAGUACUCUUCAGUGUUUGAUGACAACACUGUAUCAGACUACAUCUACCAUCUCAAUGCACAGACACCCAGUGGUGAAGCAGCAUUUAAGAACAUGACGGUACCAUAUGGCUGGGCUAAGAGACCGAUGCUGGAUCGUAUCGUACACAUCCGACCCGACAUUCCCAUAUCCAUCAUCUAUGGAUCCCGAUCCAGCAUCGACAGUGACUCGGGAUACACUCUCCAGAAAACCAGACUGGAUGUGGACAUCAUGGUGAUAAGGGGAGGAGGUCACUAUGUAUUUGCUGACCAGCCAGAUGACUUCAAUCAGAACAUUCUUCACAUCCUAGCCAGGAUGGACGGAGUGAAGGAUGAGAGGAGGGAGAGAAGGAUGAGAGGAGGGAGAGAAGGAUGAGAGGAGGGAGAGAAGGAUGAGAGGAGGGAGAGAAGGAUGAG